Messenger RNA from Brassica rapa (field mustard), 7300 nucleotides. Its product is annotated as cytosolic sulfotransferase 11. Gene Ontology annotation, molecular function: sulfotransferase activity. Lineage: Eukaryota; Viridiplantae; Streptophyta; Magnoliopsida; Brassicales; Brassicaceae. The record is from RefSeq and is a predicted model, not a curated record.
CUUUAUUUACUUAACCACACACUAAAUUUCAGCAAAUAAAGUUAUAUUAUGUUAUAUUCUUGGUUUCAUGCCUAGUUAAAUCUAAAGGUUAUUAUUACUAGCAAGGUUAACAUGAAUUCAUGAUGUUUGCAUGUGAAACACUUGGCGUGUCUCUAAGAGCAUUUUCUAGGGUUUUUUUCAAAUAUGACCUAAAAUUUCAAGUCAAACACAAAAAUAACUUAUGUUUUUUAAAAAUUUUUUUUUUUUCAUAUUCUUCCUAGAAGUUUGAGCUAUUCACGAAAAUGCUAUUACAUUUUUUUUUUUUUGCAAAUGAUUCUUUUACCAUAUCAUCUUCAUCUUCACAAAGUAUUUACAAUAUUGCCAUUGCCAUCAAUACACUAACCACCAUGAACAACCAAUUUGAAGCUCUUGAUGCACCAAAGUUUUGAUUUUACUCUUCAUAUCUCAUUACUUAUGCACACAAAUCACAUCUCUUUCCCUCUCUUUUCAAAUUCAUCCAAAAAAAACUAAGAUUUUGAUUCUAAACUUUGUAAGGUUCAUAGAGACAUUGAAGUUCAUAAUUCAUGGUCAUUAAUUAAUGACUUGGUAGCUUUUGUAGUAAAGUUGUGGGUACUUGGAAAAAUAAGUAAUCUCACAGGCUCAAGAUAUGAAAUCUUUUUUUUUUCUCAGAUCUGUUCGCGAAGACUUUCAGAAGACUUCGGAAAGACUUUUAGAAGACUUCGGGAAGACUUUCAGAAGACUUCGCUAGAUAUGUUCUCCAUCAAGAAGACUUCCUUAGAAGUCUUCUAACUUUUCUUUAUUAAAAAAAAAAACCGAAAAUUCCAGAGAAGACUUCUCGAGAAGUCUUCUCGGAUAAAUAUGUUAGUUUUGCAAUUAACCAAAAUUUGAGAAAUUUGACUUUUUAGAGAAGACUUCUCGGGAAGUCUUCUCCGAAAAAACUUCUAUAGAAGUCUUCUGAAAGAUUUUCCAAAGUCUUCUCACUGUCGCAAGAAGUCUGCGUGGGUUACUUUUGCAAUUGAAAAAUAAUAGUGAAACAUCUAAUCUAUUAAAUUAGAGUUCUAUUUUGUAUCUACUUAUAAGAAGUUGACAUUUAAAAACUGGUCCUAAUAAUAGUGAAAUAUAUCAUAUCCUAAACAAUAAAACUUUCAUGUUUAACAUAAAUAAAGAUAAUAUAAUUUAUAGUAUUAUCAUAUAUGGCAAAUAAAGUUUAGUAGACAAUAUAAAUCAAAUACCAAAUCUAAACAAUAUAUUUUGUUCUAAUAAAUCCAACUAAUACGAAAUAUCCCUCAAAACACUUUAAUUAAGUUAAAAUUAUUACUACUGUACGUAUUAAACUAAUUCAAAACAUAUAUUUUUUUUUAAACCUAAAGUCAGAUUUUAUUUCAUAUAUAAAUUUCAUAGCAAAAUGAUCAUUUUAAAAUUUAACUAUACUUUGAUAAAAAAUAAUAAUAUAUAUAGAGAAAUUUACACUUAAAACACUCAUCAUUUUGUAUUUCAAUUUUUAAUUUGUGAAACUAAAAUGGUUAUUACACUUAAAACACUCAUUAUUUGUUUCUCGAAAAAAUUAAAAUGAUUAUAACACCAACACAAAACAUGUAAAAAUAGAAAUUCACAUAAUCUGUUAAAAUGUCAUUUGUCUUUAAAAUGAGUUAAAAUUUAGCAAAGCUAUAUAUACUUUAAACAAAAUUGUCAACACAAUUUAAAUUAUUAUCAAAAGACAAAUAUCAAAUAGGUCUGCAAAUAAUAAUUUUAAAAUCAGAUAUAUUUUUUAUAAAAUAAAAUCAUAUAUAAAAAUUGUCCGUGUUUUCUAAACGCGAGUCAGAACCUAGUUUAAUAUUAAUGAAAAAACUUUUUAAGAAGUAGUCUUCUCAAAAUUUAUUUCGGGUUUUGGUCAAACCAUUGGUUACGAGAAAAGAGUCAAUUGCAAAAGUAUUCCAGGUAGACUUCUUGCGACAUUGAGAAGACUUUUAUAGAAGUAUUCUCCGAGAAGACUUCCUGAGAAGUCUUCUAUAAAAAGCCAAGUUUCUGACAAACUUCAGUCAAUUGCAAAACUAACAUGUUUAUCUGAGAAGACUUCUCAAGAAGUCUUCUGUGGCAUUUUUGAGAAUUUUUCAAAUUCAAAAUUAAGCCAAUAUUUACAAAGGAAGACUUCUAAAGAUGUCUUAUGUAGAGUAGACUUCUUAAGAAGUCUUCCUUCGUAAGUUUGCAAUUGCAAAAAUGACCUAAAUAGAAGAAGUCUUCUCGGAGAAGACUUCUGUAGAAGUCUUCUACGUCUAUGUUUAUUAAACUUUCAUUUUCUCUACACUUAAAAUAACUUUUAAAUAUUUUCUUAUUAAUUCUUGUAUAUUAGUCAAUAUUGGGCCUCCUGGAUAAAAUUCAUAACUUAUUUGGUGAUAAUUAUGAGAUUUCAAAUAUUUAUGUUUACUAAUGUUUCUAGCUAAUCCGAGAAGACUUCUCCCGAGAAGACUUCUGGAGAAGUCUUUUCUAGAUGACUUCUGAAGAAGUCUUCUAUGUAAGAUUUUUAAGAGUGUUAAGUAACUUUAAGAUAUGCUUUUAACUUUCAAAAGUGUUAAGUAACUUCAAGAAUAUCAAAUCAUGUGGUUUAAUGUGUCUCUUUAGAUUAUAAGAUAUAAUUUUUAACCUGCAUGAAAUUUAAAAUUUCAACUUUCACUUAAAAUUCAAGUUUGAUCUUUUGUGAAUUUGACUAAGUUUUCUUUUGAAAUCUUUUCCCUUAGUUUUAGUAAAUUUGACUGAGUUUUUGUGUUAUUAUGUUUUGUUAUGAGUGGGUAGAAUGGUUUAAAAAAUUUCUUGGUAUGUUGUAUCAAUAACUUCAAUAAUGUCAAGUACUUUGGAAAAAACAUGAAAAUAUAAACCAAAUUCUUUUGAUUAAUAUCUCUUCAAGUUUAGAAAAGAAUUCACAAGUAAAAUAAUACACAUACAAAUCAUAAAACAUACCAUAAACAAAACUAUUACACAUGGAGGUAAAUAUAAUUCAUCCACAUAGAUAAGCUUGGACUCAACUUGAUAUCAUUCCUCUGUAACACCUUGGGCAAAAGACUUCAGAAGACUUCCCGAAGACUUCGCGGAAAGUCGUCUAGCAUAAAACACAUUAGAAGACUUCCCAAGAAGUCUUUCGGGAGUCUUCCAAGAGUCUUCCGAAAAAUUUUCAAAGUCUGACUUAGAUCUGAAAAAACUGCAUAUUCAAAAACAUUCAAAUGGUUUCAAAACAGAGAAAACUUCAAAAAUAAUUUGUUAUGCCUAAAUAAUAAUAAAAAUAAUCAAAUUAGAUUGAAUCUAUAACUUUUUAGAAUCUAAUAUAUAAACAUAUACGGAAUACAUAUCCAAAAUUUGUACCACUUUGGGCAGAAGACUUUGGAAGACUUCCUGAAGAUUUCGUGGGAAGUUUUCUAGCAUAAAAUGCAUUAGAAGACUUGCCUAAAGUAUUCUGAGAAGUCUUCCGAGAGCCUUUUGAGAAGUCUUUCAAAGUCUGUCUGUGAUUUGUAAAACCUGCAAAUUCAAAAAUAUUCAAAUGGCUUCAAAACAGAGAAAAACAGAGAAAAACUUCAAAAAUAUAAUUUUAUGCUUAAAUAAUAAACGAAACAGUCACAUUAAGUUGAAUCUAUAACAUUUUAGAAUAUAAUAUAUAAACACACACAAUAAUACAUAUCCAAGAUUUAUAGAUCUACAUUUGAAUGAGUGAAAGAUGAGAACUAUGUAAUGAAAAAUCUGCAAAAAGAAGAUAAAUUAGUGAGAAGACAUAAGAAAAAAAUGAGAUGGAUUUAAAGUUUGGUGUUUUGAUGUUCAAAGAUAUUAGAGAGAGGUUGGAGAGUUUUAGAGUGAGAAACAUUAUAUUUUUGUUGCAGCCAUUUGAGAGGAAAAAAAAAUGUGUAAAUUUUCCUUAUAUAAGGAGACAAAAUUUUUAUUUAGGUUAAAUAUUUUCGAUACAGAAGACUUCUUGGGAAUACUUCUUCUAAGUCUUCUAAGAAGACUUCUUGUGAAGUCUUCUAGACCCUAAAAUCAAAUACACGAGAAAACUUCUGGAAGACUUCGCUUUACGAGGAAAACUAAAAUUUAGGUGAAAAUAAUUCAGAAGACUUUUUGGGAAGUCUGAUUGAGAAGUCUUUUAAAAAUUUUCUAAACCAUAACCUAAUCAAAUAACUAACUAAACAGAAAAAGACAAUUCAUUAAACUUAAAAUCAACUUAUAUAGCAUUUAAUACACAAAACUAAACGCAUGUAGGUCAAUUUUUUUCUUUUAAAGUUAAGAUUCUGAAAUCAAAUCCUAAAUAUAAACAAUACUAUAAUAUAUGUUAAUAAACCCUAAACCAAGUCUUCUUGAAGAUUUCCAGACCUUAUAAUCAAAUAACUAAGCAAAAACACUUCCUUAAACUUAAAAGAAACUUAGAAAGUGUUUAAAUCAAGUAAUUAGAUAGAUACUAAACACAUAUAUGUAAAACUAAAAAAAAAAGGAUAAUAUUUCAAAAUAUAACCCUAAAAACCAACAGUACUAUAACAUAUGUUACUAAACCCUAAACUGAAGGCUAUCAUGACUCAUUCUACAUUCAUUCAUCUAUGUUAAAAAUAAUUCAAGUUCAGUAAAACUAAAUUUCCAUCAUUUAUAAAAUUUAUUAAUUACUUUUAAGAUCUAAUAUAUGAGAAGCCUUCUCCUAGAAGACUUCGAUUUAGGCGGAAAACCUAAAUUCUUUUAAAAUUUAGGCGGGAGCCCUAAACUCUACUAAAAUUUAGGUGGGAUAUGCCAGAAGAUUUCUUGGGAAGUCUUUUGUGAGUCUUCCAUACCUUAUAAUCAAUUAACUAAACAAAAAGACAUUUCCUUAAACUUAUAAAAUACUUAGAAAGUGUUUAAAUCAAGUUAUUAGAUAGUCACUAAACACAUAUAGGUCAAAAAAGUUUUUUUUUUAAGAUAAGAUUUCAAAAUCUAACCCUAAAUAUACCAAUAAUGUUAUAACAUAUGUUACCAAACCCUAAACCAAGGACUAUCAUGAGUUAAUUUUCUUUCACUCAUCUAUGUUGAAAACAAUUCAAUUUUAGUGAAACUAAAUUUACAUCAUUUGAAAAUGUUUAUUAUUACAUGAUUUCAAUUUUUUCCCUAUCAAAAUAUUUUUUAUAAAGAAUUUAAAUUAUUUUUAAGAUCUACUGAUCUAAAAGACUUACAAAGAAGUCUUCUCCGAAAAGACUUCUUUGUAAGUAUUCUCAUGGGGAGGGUUAUAAUGGUAAAACUCAAUACAUGUUUUUUGUUUAGUCAUAAAGAGGUUGUUGUAAUUCCACUAGCCUUUAGGGCUAAUUUUACAUUUGAUUGAAUUUGAGGUAUAUUUUUGUAUUCAAAAUCAAAUUUUGAAUCAUUUUUAGAAAUUUCCUCUUUUUUCUAUUACCAAAUUUUUUCAAAUAGCUAUCUAAAAUAAAUAAUAUUAAUAUCUUAUAAUUUAAUUUAAUUCCUUAAAAUGAACUAAUUAUUUUUACUUCUAUAAAUUUCUCGUGAAUGCGUCUGACUUUCAUUUAUAUUUUAUAUUUUUCUUCUAUAUACUUUUAAUUGUUAAAAUAUUGAUUUAAAUUUUACCACUGGAUGGUUUAAAACAUUUAUUUAGCUGUCCAAAGCAACAAAACAUACAUAUCUCUAUUUUCAUAAUAAAAUAAUAUUUAAAAUAGCAAAUUUGAUUUUAGAAUGAUUUAAAUUUCGUUAUACACCAAUAAAAAUAAUAUUCGUUAGGUUUCAUAGUGCAUUUUAAGUUUUUUUUUUAGGUCAACUGUAUUUUUAAAAUUAAGAACGUAGAUUUAGAAAAUAAGUAAAAACAAUUCAAAGGAGAAAAUAUCAAUUUUUAAAGAUUUAUAAAUAUACAAUAAAAAAUGUUGUAAAUUAUUUAUUCACACAGUCAUUAUACAAAACAUUAAGUAACAUUAAAUUGUUUUAUUUUAUUUUUGCUUUCUUCAAGUUUGAUUCAUCAACCUCGACCAAAAAUAUAAAGUUGCAAAUGGAUUCUUGAAACUUAAGAUUCAUUUGUGGCCUAGGAGGCAGCCAUAACUGAAACGCAGACAAGCCCUAAACACGUGUUACCAUAUCUCUUUUUCUUUUUAUGAAGUCCAGUCUAGUAUAAACAUAUCUAAACAUGUGAGUUUGUGAGACCGGAUUUUCCAAAGCAUCAAAUCAAAAACUCUUUUCUCUUCCUCCUUUUCUAUUAUCAUCUCUUUGUGUACCUAGCGAAAAAGCAUCAGAAUGGAGGCUUCUCAAGAACUUCACCUUCCAAACUACAUGAAAGACGAUAACACUAGCCAAGAAACCAAUAAUUUGAUAUCUUCUCUUCCUGCAGACAAAGAUUUCAUGGGUUACAGUCUCUACAACUACAAAGGUUGUUGGUACUAUCCCAACACACUCCAAGCCGUUCUUGACGUCCAAGACAAUUUCCGGCCACAAAAGAACGACAUAAUCCUCGCUUCUUUACCCAAAGGUGGAACCACUUGGCUCAAAUCUUUAGUUUUUGCAAUUGUACAUAGAGAAAAGUACCGUGAAAAUCCCCAAAUAAUACAUCCUUUGCUCUCACAAAACCCUCAUGACCUUGUCCCAUUCCUUGAGAUUGAGCUAUACGCUAGUAGCCACACUCCAGAUCUCGCAAAGUUUCCUUCUCCUAUGAUCUUUUCAACACACAUGCACCUAAAUGCAUUGCAUGAAGCCACCACAAAGUCUUCUUCCUCACCAUGCAAAAUCGUCUACGUGUGUAGAGGUCUCAAAGAUACGUUUGUCUCCGGUUGGCAUUACAAAAACAUGUUGCAUCGCACCAAGAUGGAUCAAGCCAGCUUUGAGCUCAUGUUUGAUGGUUACUGUAGAGGAGUUACCUUAUACGGACCCUAUUGGGAACAUAUGUUGAGCUAUUGGAAAGGGAGCUUAGAAGACAGGGAGAAUGUUCUUUUUAUGAGGUAUGAAGAGAUCAUUGAGGAGCCACUUAUUCAGGUGAAGAGACUCGCUGAGUUCUUGAACUGUCCAUUCACCGAGGAAGAAGAAGAGAGUGGAUCAGCGGAGGAGAUCUUGAACUUGUGUAGUUUGCGUAACUUGAGCAACUUGGAGAUUAAUAAGAAAGGGACUACGAGAAUUGGUAUAGAUUCUAAUGUAUUCUUCAGGAAAGGUGAAGUUGGUGACUGGAAGAAUCAUCUGACUCCUCAAAUGGCGAAAAGGAUUGACGAGGUUGUUGAGGUUAAACUACGAGGUUCGGGUUUGAUAUUUCAGUAAGGUUGUGCUAUGUUGUUGUUUUCUCUUGAGCACAUUAAAUUUCAGCAAACAAAGUUAUGUACUU